Messenger RNA from Colletes gigas, 3867 nucleotides. Its product is annotated as guanylate cyclase 32E. Gene Ontology annotation, biological process: protein phosphorylation; intracellular signal transduction; receptor guanylyl cyclase signaling pathway. The transcript is spliced from 22 exons. Gene Ontology annotation, molecular function: guanylate cyclase activity; peptide receptor activity; ATP binding. NCBI's taxonomy places the organism in Eukaryota, Metazoa, Arthropoda, Insecta, Hymenoptera, Colletidae. Bases 1 to 3867 code for a protein of 1288 amino acids. The record is from RefSeq and is a predicted model, not a curated record.
AUGCUACUGGCAAACGUGGAGAGGGCUUGUCUAUUAUUAACGGCGAUCCACGUUUUACUCGAUAAGGGCGUCGUCGCGGAGACCUUCACGCUUGGAUACAUCACCGGGUCGAAAAGACGUCCAGGGGACUUGGAGUAUCAGCGUCCUGGUUACCGGAUAUCCGGCGCUAUAUCUCUCGCCGUGGAGGAGGUCAACGCGGGUGAACUCGGUCGACGCGGGCACAAGCUCGAUUUUCUCGUCGCGGAAACUUAUGGCGAGGAGGAGACCAGCAUCCUGAUGACCGCCGACCUGUGGACCAAGAAUAUCAGCGGUUACAUCGGCCCCCAGGAAACCUGUAUUCACGAGGGUAGAAUGGCAGCGGCGUUCAACCUCCCCAUGAUAUCUUACUUCUGCACGCACCACGAGUCCUCCGACAAGAAGGAGUUUCCCACGUUCGCGAGGACCAGACCGCCGGAUACGCAGAUCUCAAAGUCGGUCGUUUCCGUCUUGAUGGCCUUCAACUGGACCAAAGUGACGUUCAUGUACAUGAAUUCGACCCUGUUCGAGUUCAACAAGAUGUCGACGAUCGCCAAGACAAUACUGUCGUCGUUCGAGGCGGCAGGUGUGACCGUCAACUUCCUCCGUUGCUGGGAAGAACCUUAUCACGUCACUCACAUGACCAAUCCUUUCCACGAGCACGUCAGCGAGACGUAUCGGGAGACGCGAAUUUACGUGAUUCUAGGGAAUUAUUACGAGCACAUGGGUCUCUUGAUGGCUCUGGACGAAAGGAAGCUCUUGGAAAAAGGGGAAUACUGGGUGGUCGGCGUGGAUAUCGAGCAGUACGACGAGAAACGACCGGACAAAUAUUUUCGAGGUUUGUGGCAGAAGAAAACGAACUCGUCCAUCCUGAACGCGUAUCGCAGCUACUUUAGCGUGGUUGCGUCCGCGCAGAUCUACUCGAGAAACUUUACACGACUGGUGAACGCGUACAGGCAGAAGCCGCCCUUCAACUUCACCAACCCUCUCGCGAACGUCGGUGGAAUCGUUCAGAUCGUGCCAGAGACGGCGUAUCUAUACGACGCGGUGCACCUCUACGAGAGAUCGUUGCUAAAAGCGUUGGACGAGGGUCGGGAUCCACGGAACGGCAGAGAAAUGCUAGCUACGCUUUACGGCGUUCAUUAUCGCAGCGCUAUGGGAUACAUGGUAUACAUGGAUGAAAACGGGGAUGCGGAAGGUAAUUACACUCUGAUUGCGUUGGACAAUCGACCGACUAAAGGACACGGUUUAUAUCCUAUAGCGUACUUCGUGGGGAAAGAGAAUGGCACCAAUCUGCCCAAACUCCGACUGACGAGAGAAAUUUCUUGGAUCGGAGACGGACCACCGAUCGCCGAGCCUUAUUGCGGAUACCACGGUGAAAAAUGCAACUCUCACACGGGAGAGAUCGUCGGCGGAAUAGCCGGCGGGGUUUUGCUGAUCAUCGCGGCGGUGAUCCUGGUGCUUUACAGAAACUGGAGGUACGAACAGGAACUGGAUUCUUUGCUCUGGAAGGUGAACUACAGGGACAUUCAAAUCAAAGAACAGAAAGACGAGUCGAUGAUGAUCAACGAGGCGCCUACCAAAUGCAUUUCCAAGACAACGACGCAACCCAUCGUGAGGACAAGUCAAGUCUCCCUAAGCUCGAACCCCGACGCCGACUUUCGAUAUUCCAUGAUUUACACGCAAAUAGGCGUCUACAAGGGGCGGAUAUUCGCCGUGAAGAAGGUCCGGAAGAAAUCGAUCGAGAUCACGCGCGAAAUGAAGAAGGAGCUGAAAGUGAUGCGUGACUUACGGCACGACAAUUUGAACGCGUUCAUCGGCGCGUGCACCGAUCCUCCGAACAUAUGCAUCGUCGUCGAAUAUUGUGCACGAGGCAGUCUAAAGGACAUUUUGGAAAACGAGGACAUGAAGCUGGAUAAUAUGUUCAUGGCGUCGCUGGUCGGCGACAUCAUCAGAGGUAUGAUCUACCUCCACGAGUCCGUCAUAAAGUAUCACGGCUCACUGAGUACAUCGAACUGUCUGGUAGAUUCCCGAUGGGUCGUAAAACUGGCGGAUUUUGGGCUACACGAGUUCAAAAAGGACGCAGAGUGCGAACCGUGCGACGUCAUGAAAAGAUAUCACGGCUUGUUGUAUCGUGCGCCCGAACUGUUACGAUCGAACAAAACCCUGGAACCGACGGCACGAGAUUACCAAAGAGGAGACGUUUAUUCCUUCGGAAUCGUCUUGUACGAGCUUCAAGGCCGACACGGUCCCUUUGGAUUCACGGACUUGUCAGACUCGGAGAUAUUGAAAAAAGUAAUCGCACGAGAGCCGGAGGUGAAGCCGUUCAGACCACCGUUGGACCAGCUGGAGAACUGUUUCCACUUUGUGCACGAGUGUCUGAAAGAAUGCUGGGCCGAAGAUCCCGAGACACGUCCGGACUUCAAGAUUAUAAGGAACAAGCUCAGGCCGUUGAGGAAGGGCAUGAAGCCCAACAUAUUCGACAAUAUGAUGGCCAUGAUGGAGAAGUAUGCAAAUAAUCUGGAAGCCUUGGUGGACGAACGAACGGACCAACUAACGGAGGAAAAGAAAAAGACAGAUGCUUUAUUGUACGAAAUGCUGCCGCGUUACGUUGCCGAGCAACUGAAACGGGGCCACAAAGUGGAGGCGGAGAACUUUGACUGCGUUACCAUUUAUUUUAGCGACAUCGUCGGGUUCACCGCCAUGUCUGCCGAGAGCACUCCGUUGCAGGUGGUGGACUUGCUGAACGACCUAUAUACCUGCUUCGACUCGACGAUAGAGAAUUACGACGUAUACAAAGUGGAAACCAUCGGGGACGCUUAUAUGGUGGUGAGUGGGUUGCCGAUACGAAACGGCAUUCAGCACGCGGGAGAAAUUGCCAGCAUGUCCUUGUGCCUCCUAGACGCUGUUAAGCAAUUCACCAUUCGACACAGGCCCCUCGAUAAGCUGCAGCUGCGAAUUGGUAUACAUUCCGGCCCCGUCUGCGCUGGCGUCGUGGGCCUAAAAAUGCCCCGUUACUGUCUGUUCGGCGACACGGUGAACACCGCCAGUCGCAUGGAAUCCACGGGAUCGCCGCUGAGAAUUCACUGCAGCGGCGAGACGAAGAAACUGCUGGACCAGCUGAACGGAUUCAGCGUGGUGGAAAGGGGCCUGGUCUCCAUGAAAGGAAAGGGCGAACGUUUGACGUACUGGCUGAUCGGCGAAGAUCCGAUUUUGAGGGAGGAACGGAACAUUCAGCGAGAGAACCGACGCAGCGGGUGCACCAAAAGGAAGAGCACCGCGAACAACCCCCUGAUACCGCGAAGCUCCCUCAAGAACAAGUCUCUGGUAAGGUCCACGUUCAUGAGGUGCUCUAGCGAGUCGCCGAAACGACUGCGGUUCGCCAGCUCCGAUCAGCUGGACCAGAACUGCUCGAGGACCAACGGUCAGCUGGAGGCGAUAGUCGACAACAGCCCCUGCAAGCCGAAGCUGUCCACCGCGAUCAAAUCCUCGUGCUCGGAGAGCUGGAAGUCGUCCAGCAACUCUUGCCCCUGCGUGGAGAAGCUGUGCGACCAGGAGACGCGGAUCGACGCGAAGAAUCUGGCGCUGCAGAGGCUGCGAUCCGAGGCGAAGAACGCGCGGAACAACUGGACGGUCGGGAACGAGUGCUAUUUCCCGCGACCAGGAACGAAAAGCUUCCGUCUCGGAUCGACCGGGUUCGUUCAGACGACCUGCAGAUCGGCGCCCAGCAGUCCCAGGCAGAGCACACUGAUCCUGAACUGCCAGAAGAGAGCGGCGCAGUCCAACGAGGAGAUCGAUUGCUGGGACGCCACCGCGCCCCUGAUUUACUAUCCGGGUGGCCGGUUGGAUUAG